GGCGCGUUGCGGGCCAUGGGCGGCAAGAACAAGAAGCAGCGGGCGGCGGCGGGGGCGGGGGCGGUGCGGGCCGCGCUGUCGGCCGCCAGGCACAACGAGGGGCCGCGGGCCGGAGCGGGGCCGCAGACGUUGCCGACGACGCCCCGGCCCCCCGCCGCCGCCGCCGCCGCCCCCGCCAAGGACCCCCGCCCCAAGCAAGGGCCAAAGAUUUACAGCUUUAAUUCGGCAAACGAUUCCGGCGGUCCUGCAAAUCUGGAUAAAUCCAUUUUGAAAGUGGUGAUUAACAGUAAACUGGAGGAGAGAAUUAUCGGAGUAAUCAAUGAGCAUAAAAGGCAAAAUAAUGAUAAAGGGAUGAUUUCUGGACGACUGACUGCCAAAAAACUACAGGACUUGUACAUGGCUUUACAGGCAUUUUCCUUUAAAACCGGAGACAUCGAAGAAGCUAUGAAAAAUACAAUUUUGUAUGGAGGUGAUCUUCACUCUGCCCUGGACUGGCUUUGUUUAAACCUCCCAGAUGAGGCACUUCCCGAAGGAUUCAGUCAGGAGUUUGAAGAAGAACAACCGAAGAGCAGACCCAAAUUUCGGGCUCCUCAGGUGCGGGCGACGACUCCCCCCCCGCAGCCGCCCCCUACCAAAAAGAAAGAAGCCGAGCCUGAGACCAAGCAGAAAAGUGCCGGGCAAGUUCAAGAGUUGGAUAUGAAAGAAUGGAUUCUGCGGUAUGCUGAACAACAGAAUGAGGCAGAAAAGAAUGAAAACUGUGCCAAAAGUUUAGAAGAGGAGGAAAAAUUUGACCCCAACGAGAGAUACUUACAGUUGGCGGCAAAGCUCCUUGAUGCCAAAGAACAAGCCCUUUCUUCCAAACAAGAAAAGAACAAGCAAGGCCAGAAGGAGGCCCAAGAAAAAAUAAGGAAAUUUCAAAGAGAAAUGGAAACCUUAGAAGACCAUCCCGUGUUCAAUCCAGCUAUAAAGAUUUCACAGCAACAGAGUGAGAAAAAAAAACCACCUUUACCCUCUGAAAAGGAAGGGGCUUUGAACUUGAAUUUGAUUGAAAAGUGUGGACCUGCAGAAGAAGAAAAAGCCAAAAAGAAAGAGCCUCGAGAUGUAAGGAAUUUUGAUUACACUGCUCGGAGUUGGACGGGCAAAUCCCCCAAGCAGUUUCUGAUUGAUUGGGUCAGGAAAAACCUCCCCAAAAGUCCAAAUCCUUCCUUUGAGAAAGUUCCAGUGAAUAAAUACUGGAAGUGUAGAGUGCGGGUGGUAAAGUCUGAAGGCGACGUUCUUGUGGUGUGUCCAACUAUUUUAACGGAGGACGGCAUGCAAGCUCAGCAUUUGGGCGCUACGUUGGCUCUUUAUCGUUUAGUCAAAGGACAGUCAGUCCAUCAGUUGCUCCCUCCCACAUACCGUGAUGUUUGGCUAGAAUGGAGCGAAACCGAAAAGAAAAGGGAAGAGCAAAAUAAGAUGGAAACCAACAAGCCUCGGGAUCAUUUUAUUGCAAAAUUGCUUAAUAAACUGAAACAGCAGCAGCAGCAGCAGCAACAGCAACAACAAUCCGAAAAUAAAAAAGAGGUCGCCGAAGAUCCCGAAGAAUCCUGGGAGAAUUUGGUUUCCGACGAGGAUUUUACAGCGUUAUCUCUCGAGGCACCCUAUGCGGAAGACUUGGAGCCUGUGAGAAAUCUCUUCAGGAAGUUGCAGGGCACAGCAAAAUACCAGAGACUUCUAAAGGAGCGACAGCAGUUGCCCGUUUUUAAGCACAGGAAUUCAAUCGUUGAAACUCUUAAAAGACAUCGAGUGGUCGUCGUGGCGGGGGAAACCGGAAGUGGUAAAAGUACUCAAGUACCUCAUUUCCUCCUGGAGGACUUGUUGCUAAAUGAAUGGGGAUCGGGGAAAUGCAACAUCGUGUGUACCCAACCCCGAAGGAUCUCAGCCGUGAGUCUGGCCACUAGAGUCUGUGAAGAACUGGGCUGUGAAAAUGGACCUGGAGGAAGAAAUUCUUUAUGUGGAUAUCAAAUCCGAAUGGAAUCUAGAGCAAGUGAAGCUACUAGACUACUAUACUGUACCACAGGAGUUCUCCUACGAAAGCUGCAGGAAGACGGUCUUUUGACAAACGUGUCUCAUGUAAUUGUAGAUGAGGUUCAUGAAAGAAGCGUUCAGUCUGACUUCCUGCUCAUUAUCCUGAAAGAGAUUUUGCAGAAACGCUCCGAUCUGCACUUGAUUUUGAUGAGUGCUACUGUAGACAGUGAGAAGUUUUCUACCUAUUUCACACACUGCCCCAUUCUCAGGAUUUCAGGAAGAAGUUACCCUGUGGAGGUUUUUCACCUGGAAGACGUGGUAGAGGAAACCGGCUUUGUUCUGGAGAAAGACUCAGAAUAUUGUCAGAAAUUUCUGGAAGAGGAAGAGGAGAUAACCAUCAGUGUCACAGGCAAAGCAGGAGGAAUCAAAAAAUAUCAGGAGUACAUCCCAUCACAGGCGGGACCUAGCGUCGAAUUAAAUCCCUACUACCAGAAGUAUAGCGGACGCACCCAGCACGCUGUUCUUUAUAUGAAUCCCCAUAAAAUCAACCUGGAUCUCAUUUUGGAACUGCUUGCAUUCCUAGACAGAAGUCCCCAGUUCAGAAAUGUAGAAGGAGCAGUAUUAAUUUUUUUACCAGGACUUGCACACAUCCAGCAAUUGUAUGAUCUCUUAUCAACAGACAGGCGGUUUCAUUCCAAAGAAAGGUACAAAUUAAUAGCCCUGCAUUCGAUUCUCUCAACUCAAGAUCAAGCAGCAGCAUUCACGCUCCCUCCUCUCGGAGUCCGAAAGAUCGUUCUAGCGACCAACAUUGCAGAGACAGGCAUUACUAUACCGGAUGUGGUCUUCGUAAUUGACACUGGAAGAACGAAAGAAAAUAAGUACCAUGAAAGCAGCCAAAUGAGCUCCUUGGUGGAGACGUUUGUGAGUAAAGCCAGUGCCCUGCAGCGCCAAGGGAGAGCGGGACGAGUUCGAGAUGGAUUCUGCUUCAGAAUGUAUACACGAGAAAGGUUUGAAGGCUUCAUGGACUAUUCGGUACCGGAAAUACUGCGUGUACCACUGGAAGAAUUAUGCCUUCAUAUUAUGAAAUGCAAUCUCGGUUCUCCCGAAGAUUUCCUGGCCAAAGCCCUAGAUCCCCCUCAGCCUCAAGUGAUCAGCAAUGCAAUGAACCUGCUCCGCAGAAUCGGCGCCUGUGAGCUCGCCCAACCGAAGCUGACUCCGCUGGGCCAACAUCUCGCAGCGCUGCCCGUCAACGUCAAGAUUGGGAAGAUGCUCAUAUUCGGGGCCAUUUUUGGCUGCUUGGACCCAGUGGCAACAUUAGCUGCCGUUAUGACCGAGAAGUCUCCCUUUACAACCCCGAUUGGUAGAAAAGAUGAAGCCGACCUUGCUAAAUCAGCUUUGGGAAUGGCAAACUCUGACCAUCUGACGAUCUACAGUGCUUAUCUAGGGUGGAAGAAGGCUCGUCUAGAGGGAGGGUAUCGUUCUGAAAUGGCGUACUGCAGGAGGAAUUUCCUUAACAGAACGGCAUUGAUAACUCUAGAGGAUGUCAAGCAAGAACUAAUCAAGCUGGUGAAGGCAGCAGGCUUCGCUUCGUCCACCCUUCCCAACGACCGGGAUGGAAACCGCGCCACUCAAUCCCUCUCCCUCCAAGAGACGGCCCUCCUCAAAGCAGUGCUGACCGCGGGACUCUACGACAACGUGGGCAAGAUCCUCUACACUAAAUCGAUAGACGUCACCGAGAAACUGGCGUGCGUCGUGGAGACGGCUCAGGGCAGAGCCCAGGCCCACCCUUCCUCCGUCAAUCGAGAUUUGCAGACCUACGGCUGGUUGCUCUACCAGGAGAAGGUAAGGUAUGCAAAGGUGUACUUGAGGGAAACCACUCUCAUUUCCCCAUUUCCCAUUUUACUGUUUGGGGGCGAUAUAGAAGUACAGCACCGGGAGCGUCUCCUGUCUGUCGACGGCUGGAUCUACUUUCAGGCUCCUGUGAAGAUUGCAGUUAUUUUCAAACAACUGAGAGUUCUCAUUGAAUCUGUUUUAAGGAAAAAACUUGAAAAUCCUAAGAUGUCCCUUGAAGAUGACAAGAUUUUACAAAUCAUCACAGAAUUGAUAAGAACAGAGCAUACUAACUGAAACUAGAAUCGAGGGGCAAAAAUUGCAUCGUCUUAAACAUCAAGUUGAAGAGGUGGUAAACAAACGUAUGUGGAAAUGGAUCAUCCCUAAAGUAUUUCAGCGUGUAAAAUGUCAAUACUAGGUGUAACUUGGAAGAAAACGCAUAGACUUUACAUAUGUGUAAUUUUUCUAAUUCCUUUUUAGCGAUGAUGAUGAUGAAUCGUAUUUGCCAUUUCGGUUACAAUAAAUUCUUUGGUGCCACUUGUCCCAGUUACCAGAGCCCAA
Messenger RNA from Ornithorhynchus anatinus (platypus), 4398 nucleotides. It is a transcript of the gene DHX29, whose product is annotated as DExH-box helicase 29. Gene Ontology annotation, biological process: translational initiation. Lineage: Eukaryota; Metazoa; Chordata; Mammalia; Monotremata; Ornithorhynchidae. Gene Ontology annotation, cellular component: intracellular anatomical structure. The record is from RefSeq and is a predicted model, not a curated record. The coding region runs from base 16 to 4134 and encodes 1372 amino acids. Gene Ontology annotation, molecular function: RNA helicase activity; ATP binding; RNA binding. The transcript is spliced from 27 exons.